Molecule: messenger RNA, 492 nt
Organism: Tripterygium wilfordii
Lineage: Eukaryota; Viridiplantae; Streptophyta; Magnoliopsida; Celastrales; Celastraceae
Product: protein FAR1-RELATED SEQUENCE 5-like
Exons: 1
Coding region: 1-492 (163 amino acids)
Source: RefSeq, a predicted model, not a curated record
AUGGAGGGGCAUCCGUACGUUGGUCGCCUUUUUGACUUUGAAUUUGAGAUAAUGGUCGAUAUGUCUAGCGAUCGUGUCAAGCCACGAGACAUCUUGGCAUCGUUGAAGAAACGAGAUGCAAAAAAUGCCUCCACUAUUAAAACAAUAUACAAUGCACGACAGAAAUUCCGAACUUCUGAAAAAGCCGGUAAAUCCCACAUUCAGUCUCUAAUGUCAUUCCUACAUGAGCACAUGUACCUUUUCUAUUAUCGAACUAAUGAUAUAACCAACGAGCUCCAGGAUUUAUUCUUUGCUCAUCCAGACUCGUUAGAAAUACUACGUGCAUUCCCACAUGUUUUAUUAAUGGACGCAACAUACAAGACGAAUAGGUUCAGGAUGCCUCUUCUUGAGAUUGUUGGGGUGACUCCAACAAAUAUGACAUAUUGCAUAGCAUUCGUGCUCUUGAAUUCUGAGAAGGAGUACAAUUAUACAUGGGCUUUAAGGUGUUUGUAG